UGGAGGCCAUGUUAUAAUACUCAUGAGAUUUAACUAAUAAAGUGGUGGCAAAACAAAAAAAAAAGAGAUGUACGGUUAAAUUGGCUUAGAAGACAAGGCAAACUCCAUUGAAGCAAAACCGAAGCCACCUUUGUCUUUAGCCACUCGUGUUCCUAUUGGAACUUAUUGGCAGUGGUGUAUUGUCUUUGAUGAGACAAUGAUGAUCCUUUGCUUCAAAAGGAAACUCUUCCAAUCUCGUCUCUGUCCUUGCUUCUUCAGUUAAAUAUCAAACUCGGAAACCUCAUGUCUCUCUGCAACAAUGGCGAACGCCACUUCGCGUUUGCUCUUCUUCCUCGUCUGCUGUUUCGCAGUCUUCUCUGUCAUCUCCUCUGUCACAGACCCUCGUGAUGCGGCGGCUAUGCGUUCUUUGAUGGAUCAAUGGGAGAAUACGCCGCCGAGCUGGAGAGAAUCAGAUGAUCCUUGUGGUACUCCUUGGGAAGGUGUCACCUGCAACAACUCAAGAAUCACUGCACUGGGUCUAUCUACAAUGGGUCUGAAAGGAAAACUAAGCGGAGACAUCGGAGGACUUACUGAACUAAGAUCCUUGGACCUGUCGUUUAAUCCAGGCCUCAAAGGUUCACUUACUCCACAGUUAGGAGAUCUUCAGAACCUUAAUAUCCUUAUACUUGCUGGUUGCGGCUUCACUGGAAAUAUCCCUGAAGAACUUGGCAAUCUCUCCGAGCUAUCCUUCUUGGCAUUGAACUCGAAUAACUUCAGCGGUAGAAUUCCAGCCUCUCUGGGAAAUCUCUCCAAGGUUUACUGGUUGGACCUUGCAGAUAAUCAGUUGACGGGUCCUAUUCCAGUGUCUUCACCCUCGAGCCCCGGACUCGAUCUCCUCUUAAAGGCGAAACACUUCCAUUUCAACAAGAACCAGCUUUCUGGCCCCAUUCCUGCAAAGCUUUUCAGCUCUGAGAUGAUACUGAUCCAUGUACUAUUCGAUGGAAAUCAAUUCUCCGGGAACGUACCUUCCACGUUAGGGUUUGUUCAGACUCUCGAGGUUCUUCGGCUCGAUAGAAACAUGCUGUCAGGAGAAGUCCCGGAAAAUCUCGGAAACCUCACAAAUAUCAAUGAACUGAACUUAGCUCACAACAAGUUGGUAGGAACUUUGCCGGAUUUGUCAGACAUGAAAUCGCUGAACUACGUAGAUCUCAGCAACAACUCAUUUGAUCCAUCAGGAGCUCCUUUCUGGUUCUCAAGCUUACCUUCAUUAACCACUCUGGUGAUGGAAUAUGGAUCACUUCAAGGACCAGUUCCUCAGAAGCUCUUUGGCCUCCCACAGAUUCAGCAAGUGAAACUGAAAAAGAAUGCUCUCAAUGGAACAUUGAGCUUGGGAGAUACAGUCGGAUCACAGCUCGAACUCGUUGAUUUGCAGGACAAUGACAUUUCCUCGGUAACACUGAGCUCUGGAUAUACCAACACUUUAGUCCUUAUAGGAAACCCGGUCUGUUCAACAGCUCUUUCAAACACAAACUACUGUCAGGUUCAGAAGCAACAAGACAAAAGGACUUACUCGACUAAUCUCGCUAACUGCGGAAGCAAAUCUUGUCCGUUGGAUCAGAAGGUCAGUCCUCAGAGCUGCGAAUGCGCGUAUCCUUACGAGGGCACGUUAUAUUUCAGAGGGCCAAUGUUCAGAGACCUGUCCAAUGUAAACACGUUCCAUUCGCUCGAGAUGAGCUUGUGGGUGAAACUUGGACUCACCCCUGGCUCGGUAUCUCUCCAAAACCCUUUCUUCAACAAUGACGACUACCUUCAGAUUCAGCUUUCGCUUUUCCCGCAUAUGGGAAAGUAUUUCAACAGAAGCGAAGUCCAGAGAAUCGGAUUCGACUUGAGUAACCAAACGUACAAACCUCCACCAGGGUUUGGACCUUACUAUUUCAUUGCAUCUCCAUAUACUUUCCCUGCGGAAGGUGAAGGGCAUUCACUGAGCUCUCAGAUGAUUGUCGGGAUAAUAACAGGUUGCGGCGCUUUGGUUAUGUGCCUUGUCGGGUUAGGUAUAUACGCAGUUUGGCAAAAGAGACGCGCAGAGAAAGCUAUUGGCUUGAGUCGACCAUUUGUUUCAUGGGCAUCAAGCGGAAAAGACAGUGGCGGUGCGCCCCAGCUGAAAGGAGCGCGGUGGUUUUCCUACGACGAGCUCAAGAAAUGCACCAACAACUUCUCCGCCAGUAAUGAAUUGGGAUACGGAGGUUAUGGGAAAGUUUACAGAGGAAUACUCCAGGAUGGGCAGAUAGUGGCGAUCAAGAGAGCUCAACAGGGAUCGACACAAGGCGGGCUAGAGUUCAAGACAGAGAUCGAGUUGCUGUCUCGAGUUCAUCACAAGAACCUCGUCGGUCUUGUCGGAUUCUGCUUCGAACAAGGCGAGCAAAUGCUCGUUUACGAGUUCAUGCCCAACGGAACACUCAGAGACAGCUUAUCAGGGAGGUCAGGGAUCGUUCUCGAUUGGAAGAGGAGGCUGAAAGUGGCGUUAGGGUCAGCGAGAGGGCUCACCUAUCUCCACGAACUGGCCGAUCCACCGAUCAUCCACCGAGACGUGAAAUCCACCAACAUUUUGUUGGAUGAGAACCUUACAGCUAAAGUUGCUGAUUUCGGUUUGUCUAAACUCGUCUCGGACUGCUCCAAGGGGCAUGUCUCUACCCAAGUCAAAGGCACUCUGGGAUAUCUAGAUCCAGAGUACUACACGACGCAAAAACUCACAGAGAAGAGCGAUGUGUACAGUUUCGGUGUCGUAAUGCUCGAGCUAAUAACCGCGAAGCAACCUAUCGAGAAAGGGAAGUACAUCGUCCGAGAGGUGAGGCUCGCGGUGAACAAGAAGGACGGAGAAUUCUGUGGGCUGAGAGAUAUGAUGGAUCAUCCCCUCAGAGACGCCGGAAUCUUGCCGGGAUUCGGCCGGUUCUUGGACUUAACCCUAAAAUGCGUCGAGGAUUCCGCGGCCGAGAGGCCGACGAUGAGCGAUGUCGUGAAGGAGAUCGAGAUUAUCGUACAGAACGACGGCUCGGGCACCAGCUCCUCUGCUUCGACAUCGUCUUCAGUAACGGAUUUCGCGGCCGGGCAGGGCGGCGGAAAGGACCUGUACGGAGAGAAUAUGCGGAGGAAGGAAGGCGGAGCUUUUGAUUACAGCGGCGGAUACUCUGUUCCGCCGAAAAUCGAGCCCAAGUAAGGGAACAGAUUUUUGCCUUUACCUCUAAAGUCGUUCUUCGUAUUUCUUAUUUGCUUGCCGUGGAGGAAAAUCAAGGAUAAUGAAUGAUUUAAUUAGGGUUUCUCUCAUGUGAUCAGUGAUUUUCCGUUUGUUAUUCCUAUCAUCGGAUAUUAGAAUUUGUAUACGAAAAAAGAAAAAUAUAUAACGGUGUUUUGUCUGGUC
Messenger RNA from Tarenaya hassleriana, 3394 nucleotides. Its product is annotated as probable leucine-rich repeat receptor-like protein kinase At5g49770. Gene Ontology annotation, biological process: protein phosphorylation. The transcript has 20 exons. The record is from RefSeq and is a predicted model, not a curated record. Gene Ontology annotation, molecular function: ATP binding; protein binding; protein kinase activity. Bases 299 to 3193 code for a protein of 964 amino acids. NCBI's taxonomy places the organism in Eukaryota, Viridiplantae, Streptophyta, Magnoliopsida, Brassicales, Cleomaceae.